Molecule: messenger RNA, 552 nt
Organism: Entelurus aequoreus (snake pipefish)
Lineage: Eukaryota; Metazoa; Chordata; Actinopteri; Syngnathiformes; Syngnathidae
Product: keratin, type II cytoskeletal 2 epidermal-like
Exons: 1
Coding region: 1-552 (183 amino acids)
Source: RefSeq, a predicted model, not a curated record
AUGAUGGUGGCGUCAUGGAAAGACCCGCUGGAGACGAUGAUGGAGGUGUCGUGGAAAGACCCGCUGAAGAUGAUGAUGGUGGCGUCGUGGAAAGACGAUGAUGAUGGCUGCAUCGUCGGCGUCUACAGAGCUGGAGCAGCAGGCGGCUGCACCGUCGGCGUCUGCAGAGCUGGUGCAGCAGGUGGAGGCCGAGCAGGGCGGAGCACUACAGGCAGCGAAGGCCGAGGAGGGCGGAGCACAAGCAACGGAGGCCGAGCAGGGCGUAGCACAGGCGGCGGAGGCCAAGCAGGGCGUAGCACAAGUGACGGAGGCCAAGCAGGGCGUAGCACAGAUGACGGAGGCCGAGCAGGGCGUAGCACAGGCGGUGUAGGCCAAGCAGGGCGUAGCACAGGCGACAGAGGCCGAGCAGGGCGUAGCACAGGCGACGGAGGCCAAGCAGGGCGUAGAACAGGCGGCGGAGGCCGUGCAGGAGGUAAUAGCCUGGCUGGACGCAACUGUGCCUCCCCAGUUGCACAUCUACCAGCCCUAGCCCCCCCCUCAGGAAGCGGAUAA